Messenger RNA from Corylus avellana, 788 nucleotides. RefSeq names its product transmembrane 50A-like protein. Lineage: Eukaryota; Viridiplantae; Streptophyta; Magnoliopsida; Fagales; Betulaceae. The record is from RefSeq and is a predicted model, not a curated record.
ACCAACUAUUUUCCACUAUUAAGGAGAGAAAUCGGAGAAGGGAAAGUAUACUAGCAGGAAGGAUUUGGAUCAAAUCACAAUCCACAGCUCGCCUUAGGCUGGGACUCCAGUGGCAAGCCCAAGCUUAAAAACAACCGACCAAAACCAAACGCUUAACCGAGAUCGGAUUCGUAACAGUCGUUCCAGCGAAUAGAAAUUUGCAACAAAUGGAUUUGACUGAGCUGUGGGCAAUCUUCGGGCCAGGGGUCGCGGGAGCCGUAUUCGGAGCUGGAUGGUGGUUCUGGGUUGACGCCGUCGUCUGCAGCUCCGUGAAGGUCUCCUUCGUCCACUACCUCCCUGGUAUAUUUGCGUCUUUUGCGGCUCUAAUGUUCAAUUGCGUUAGGAAAGAAGACAUUGACUACUCUCCCUACGAAGAAGGCGAGUGGAGAUUGAAGCUUUGGCUUUUCUUCGCUUAUGUCGUGUCCUUUGUAUCUCUAGCGGCAUCAGUGGGUCUAUUGAUACAGGAUUCACUUGUAACAACUGGCCCUUCGGUGUGGACGGGAACUGCGGGUGUCUUGCAGUGUGUGUUCGUGUUGGUCAGUGGGCUGAUUUAUUGGACUGCUCAUCCAGAGUAAAACUGAAGUGAAAGCUAUGCUUUCCCUUUGCUGCUUGAAAUUACAAGUGGGAUUGCCAUUUGUACAUGUACCAAUUUACGUAUUGAAUCAAUGAGAUAGAAAAUAGUCUUUGUGUAAAUGGUUAUGUUGUAACAAUCAUGAGCAUUAAAGUAAACCCAAGGGAACUCUUGAAUU